Aedes albopictus (Asian tiger mosquito) is the source of this 355-nucleotide messenger RNA. Its product is annotated as small ribosomal subunit protein uS11. Gene Ontology annotation, cellular component: ribosome; cytosolic small ribosomal subunit. Gene Ontology annotation, molecular function: structural constituent of ribosome. NCBI's taxonomy places the organism in Eukaryota, Metazoa, Arthropoda, Insecta, Diptera, Culicidae. The record is from RefSeq and is a predicted model, not a curated record. Gene Ontology annotation, biological process: translation; ribosomal small subunit assembly.
GCUAAACCCCCGCAAUGACAGCUCGAACCGCUCUUUCCGAAACGUCACCGGGCAACGGGCCUUUUCUACACUUCCGUUUCUCCAAAGCAAAACAGAGAAAUUUUAAGCAGCUAGCAGAAUGGCUCCCCGCAAGAACAAAACCGUAAAGGAAGAGGUCCAGGUCUCGCUGGGUCCCCAGGUCCGCGAGGGUGAAAUCGUCUUCGGAGUUGCCCACAUCUACGCCAGCUUCAACGACACCUUCGUCCAUGUCACCGAUCUGUCCGGCAAGGAAACCAUCUCCCGUGUCACCGGAGGAAUGAAGGUCAAGGCCGAUCGUGAUGAGGCUUCGCCCUACGCCGCUAUGUUGGCCGCUCAG